This is a messenger RNA of Zalophus californianus (California sea lion), 3675 nucleotides long. It is a transcript of the gene ADGRG5, whose product is annotated as adhesion G protein-coupled receptor G5. Lineage: Eukaryota; Metazoa; Chordata; Mammalia; Carnivora; Otariidae. Gene Ontology annotation, biological process: adenylate cyclase-activating G protein-coupled receptor signaling pathway; cell surface receptor signaling pathway. The transcript has 15 exons. Bases 793 to 2424 code for a protein of 543 amino acids. Gene Ontology annotation, molecular function: G protein-coupled receptor activity. Gene Ontology annotation, cellular component: membrane. The record is from RefSeq and is a predicted model, not a curated record.
CAGGCAGUCGGACCUGGCCCUUUGCCUGAGGUCGUGGUCAUCUCAGUCUCAUUGAUUGUUAGGUCAGGCGGGGCGCCGUCUCUUUUGUCUGGAGGUGGGGAAACUGAGGCCGAAGAGGCGCAGAGCGGAGGUGCGGCCACCCCCAGGAAGUGCUGCACCAGAUGCGGGGUGAGAGUGAGGGGUGCCUUGCCCAGCUACCAGUUCAGAGGAAGCAAAAAGGCUGCUGAUGGGGGAAAGAAGAAGUGAAGUGAGAGCCUGGUGUGGUGCGCAGGCCCGGAAUGAAGUGAGCAGGGGAGGGCUGAGGGCGCACACACAUCCAACUUCCCCUUCUCUCUGUGGACAGGACGGUGGUAGCAGCCCAGCAGCUGGACGGCAGCAACCCCACAGGUCUCCUUGGCCUCAUUUUAUGGACGAGAAACCCUGAAGCAUGGAGAAGUGGACUUAUUGCCCAAUGUCACAGCCCAGGGACUGAAUACUGGAGAUAGUUAUCAAAUUUGCAUCUUCCAAAGGCUCUGGCCUGCACUCUGCAUGUUUCCUCAUCUCUCUAGAUAGAGUCUUACUCAUCCGUAGAGCAACUCAGCCACCCAACCAUCUUGGGGAGGCUGCAGUGCACAGCGUGGGGAGAGCACUUGACUUGGAGCCUGGAGCUCUUGGUUUGAGUUCCAGCUUGACCACUGGCCUGCCGUAACCCCAGGAAAACCCCUGUGCGGUUUCCAGUUUCCCCACGAUCAACUGGAACCAUUUUGGACAUCAGGGUGGGAGCCAGUUCUCGGAAGAGACUGGGCACAGGACAUGGAUUGCUGGGGGACCUUUUUCCUCUGCCUGUGUUUCAUGACUUCUCAGAGUGAGACAGCGGAGACAUCCCAAGAACCCCUGCUCUGGAUGGAGAAACUGGAGGUGAUGGCCAGAAGCCACAACUCGACUUCUCUUGCUGACCAGCAGAGAAAAGCCAGAAAAGGCUUCCUGAAGGAGGUGUCAACAAAGCUGGACCAGAAAGAGAGCCUCAUCCGGGGCCUGGAGUGCAAGCUGUUGAACGCCAGCUUCAGGGGCAGCAACCUGACCUUGCAGACGCCCACCAUCCAGUCACUGAUCUUCAAGCUGGGCUGCAACUUCGCCGGCCUGUCGCUGAGCAGCGCCACCAUGAAGGGGGUCCCCCAGGUCUCACAUGCCAUGCAGUUCCCGGCCGAGCUGACCCAGGACGCCUGCAGGGACUCCCCCAGGGAGCUGCGUCUCAUCUGCAUCUACUUCUUCACGGACUACUUUUUCCAGAAUACCAACUCAUCUCUGCUCAAUAACUAUGUCUUGGGAGCCCAGCUGGGUCACGGACACGUGAGCAACCUCAGUGAGCCCAUCAACAUCAGCUUCUGGCACAACCAAAGCCUGGAAGGCUACACGGUGACCUGUGUUUUCUGGAAGGAAGGAGCCAGCGAACAUUACUGGGGGCUCUGGAGCCCCGAGGGCUGUCGCACGGAGAAGCCCUCACCUUCCCAGGUGCUCUGCCGCUGCAAUCACCUCAGCUACUUUGCUGUUCUCAUGCAACUGUCCCCAGCCCCGGUCCCAGGAGAGCUGCUGGCGCCUCUCACGUACAUCUCCCUGGUGGGCUGUAGCAUCUCCGUCGUGGCCUCGCUUCUCAGUAUCCUGCUGCACUGCCAAGCCAGGAAGCAGGGUGACUCCAUAACACGCAUCCACAUGAACCUGCAUGCCUCCGUGCUGCUCCUGAAUGUCGCCUUCCUGCUGAGUCCUGCGCUGGCCAUGCCCCCCGCAUCUGGGGCAGCGUGCACAGCGGUGGCCGCCAUCCUGCACUUUGCCCUGCUCAGUUGCCUCACCUGGAUGGCCAUCGAAGGCUUCAACCUCUACCUCCUCCUUGGGCGCGUCUACAACAUCUACAUCCGCCGAUACUUGCUCAAGCUCUGUGCAGUGGGCUGGGGAGUCCCGGCCCUCCUGGUACUGUUCCUUCUUGCUGUCAAGAACUCAGUGUAUGGACCCCAUGCCAUUCCACUCUCCGACAGCCAGGGAAAUGGCACAGGCUUCCAGAACAUGUCCAUAUGCUGGGUGCGGAACCCCUGGGUGCACAACAUCUUGGUCAUGGGCUACGGUGGCCUCACGUCCCUUUUUAACCUGGUGGUGCUGGUCUGGGCGCUGCGGGUCUUGCACCGGCUGCGGGCCCAGGACAAGGUGCCAAACACGCGGGCCUGCCGGGACAUCUUCACCGUGUUGGGCCUCACUGUGCUUCUAGGCACCACCUGGGCCUUGGCUUUCUUCUCCUUUGGCGUCUUCCUGCUGCCCCAGCUCUUCCUCUUCACCACCUUCAACUCGCUCUACGGUUUCUUCCUCUUCCUGUGGUUCUGCUCCCAGAGGUGCCGCUCCGAGGCAGAGGUGGAGGCGGAGAUGGAGGCAUUCAGCUCCUCCCAGACGAUGCAGUAGGCUGGGUCUCCUCGCCCAGAAGCCAUGGCCUCUCUGGCCGCCUGCAGCCCGAGACUCCGGCCUCCCCCAGAGAAGGUGGCAGGCCAGCUGCUGGGCACCAGAGGCCACUGAGGCCUCCAGGCAGGCUUCUCGACCUCCAUGGCUUCCCCAGGCCCAGAGCGCAGGGUGUUGCUCUGCCUCCUCUCUCUUCGUGGGGAUAGGACUGCAGAACCCCUUUCCCCUCCACCUGAGCCAGCUGGGCCCGUGGCCUGGCCAUAUGAUAAUUGGGUAGGUUUGAAUUGGCCCUGGUAGGUGUGAGGGUAUGGACCAGGUUCAGGAGCCCGUCCAUAGGCCCAGACACUGGGGUCUCCCCACCUACCUCCCUGCCCCCCACUCCCCGGCCUGGGGAGCCACGCCAACCCUGGCACUUCACCCCUCCCCUGCAGAUGCUGGGUGCAGAACUCCUGGGUGCACAACAUCUUGGUCAUGGGCUACGGUGGCCUCACGUCCCUUUUUAACCUGGUGGUGCUGGUCUGGGCGCUGCGGGUCUUGCACCGUCAAGCUCAGACUCCCGUUAUAGAGAAUCACCAUUGCCCUUGACCUCUCUGUCCUACCCAGAGGGAGAAGGCUCCCGAAGCCAGCUCCAUUCCCAGGCUGCACACCAGGGGGAGCUGUGGGCCUAUGCUCGGAAGCCAUUGGCUCCCAAAUCUGAUCUGGAAAUACUGUCACCUGUCCGGGGACGUGACACCAGAUGGAGGGGCCCUGCUUCCAGGACUGCUCCUGCUGAGUGACCGAAGAAAGGAUUCCAGCCCUGUUUAAACAGCCAUUUUUCUCUUCCCGACACAGCUGUUCGCUCUGGCUCUUGGGGUCUUGGGCAUAUGCGGUACUAGAGGGGGUGGGCGCGGGGAGGCUCUCGGGGCCCGGCUCCAGGCCGCCAGACAGGUAAUAAUGACUCUGGAUGGCACGGUGAGGGUACUGGAGCUGGAUCCCUUUUCUCCUGGGGGAGUCCUCUGCCUUCUGUUCAUUUCCUGAUGCAGAGAGCCCUUUGCCUGCUGGUAAGGGCUGUAGGCUCUGGAGCUAGACUGCCUGGGCUCAGAUGGCCUUGCCACUUGCUAGCUAUAUGACUGGCCAAGCCACUCAAGCUCUCUGUGCCUUAGUCUUCCCAUCUGUAAAAUAGGGGCAGUCAUGGUGCCUAUUUUGAAGAUGAAAAAAAGAAUCCUUAGAAAGAGGCUUAGCAAGUAGAAAGUGCUCAAUAAAUAAUUAUUAUUGUUA